Molecule: messenger RNA, 5598 nt
Organism: Chilo suppressalis (striped riceborer)
Lineage: Eukaryota; Metazoa; Arthropoda; Insecta; Lepidoptera; Crambidae
Source: the annotation of a GenBank genome assembly
ACCGAAUGAUUAGGUCACGUGGUACAAAAUUCGAGUCUUCGUGGCGUAGCUUGUUCAGCUGCUCGUCGAAGCGGCUGUCGGACGGUCGCCUCUUAGCGAGUCGCUGUACGAUGUAGCGGCCAUUUUUGUUCUUAGUUCAUUAUAGCGUGCGCAUAUUUAAUGUCUCUAGAAGGAUAUUUUAGCAAUUUUCACGAUGACUAUCAUAGUCUUUCUAAUAGAUACAUCAGCUUCUAUGAACCAAAGAGCUUAUUUGGGCGGACGCCCAACAUUGCUCGAUGUAGCCAAGGGCGCUGUGGAAACGUUCGUAAAGGUUCGACAACGUUCUCCUGAAAGCAGAGGUGACAGAUAUAUGCUUCUAACUUUCGAAGAGCCACCCGCGAACAUCAAGGCAGGAUGGAAGGAGAAUUUAGCAACAUUCAUAAACGAAUUGAAGAAUUUGCAAUGCCUUGGCUUAACAACUAUGGGUGCAGCCUUGAAACAUGCCUUCGAUGUUUUGAAUAUAAACCGUAUGCAGACUGGUAUCGAUACAUAUGGACAGGGCAGGUGCCCAUUUUAUUUAGAACCAUCGGUUAUUGUGGUAAUAACAGAUGGAGGAAAAUUAUCUAGUAAUGCUGGCAUUCAGGAAGAGUUUAAUCUGCCUAUGAAUUGCCCUAUACCUGGGUCUGAAUUGACCAGGGAACCAUUUCGUUGGGACCAAAGACUGUUCUCGUUGGUGCUCCGAUUGGCUGGUACACCUGCAGUUGAGAGGGACACUGGCCUUGUGCCUUCUGAUUCUUCACCUAUCGACGCGAUGUGUGAAGUCACUGGUGGGCGAUCGUAUUGUAUCACGUCACACCGUAUGCUCAUGCAAUGUAUCGACAGUUUGGUACAAAAGGUGCAGAGCGGUGUCGUAAUCAACUUCGAGAAGAUUGGUCCGGACCCGCCGCCUAUAGACGGUGGCAAUAAUCGGGAUGGCACAGACCAACCCGAAGACAUGCCACAUGAUGUGGAAAAGGAGAUGGAGGGAGACGCCGACAGGAAUGGGCGGUGGAACGGCGGUCCCUAUCAAACGGGAAUGCCUCCGAACCAAGGCCCUAGCGCGCCUCAAGCAUGGCACUCUUGCCGCCGACUUAUAUACGUCCCAAGAACCGUGGCCCAGAAGGGCUUCGCUGUUGGAUUCUGGCCCAUACCGGAAUCUUUCAGGCCCGAUCCGAACGCACCGACUUUGCCGCCUCGAUCGGCGCAUCCCGUGGUAAAGUUCACGUGCUCCAGUCAGGAGCCGAUGGUGAUUGACAACUUACCUUUCGACAAGUACGAGCUGGAACCGAGCCCCCUUACGCAGUUCAUUCUGGCUAGGAAACAGCCGACCAUCUGCUGGCAGGUGUUCGUUGCUAACAGUGGUUGCAAGAACUCUGAAGUGAAUCACCCCUUCGGCUACCUCAAGGCGUCAACUAAUUUGACUUGCGUGAAUCUGUUCGUGCUUCCGUACAACUAUCCGGUAUUGCUCCCGCUGCUCGACGACCUGUUCAAAGUGCACAGAUGCAAACCAACGCCCGAGUGGAAGUUGGCAUUCCAGCAGUAUUUAGAUAGGAUGCCUUCGUACUAUGUCGCGCCUCUUCGCAGAGCGUUAACAAAAAUGGGUGCUUCGGCGCCUCUGCUUCAAAGCUUAAUACCAGACACGCAGGAUAACUCUCUCAGCUUCUCAGUGCUAAACUACUUGAAGAGACUGAAAAACCAAGCAAAGAUCGAGUUUGAGAAGUUGUGCGCUGACGUCAUCAACAAAGCUUCCAGCAAUAACACGCAAAAGAUAGCAGAGAGCGUACGAGUGAUGCCCCGAUCUCCUCUAAAGAAAGACUUGACGACGCACCCGUGCCUCCAAGACAAGUUUACGGCGUUACGCGAUCAAUUGAACGAAUUCGGGGGAUUCGUCGUUGGCCUGUCGAGAGGGCGGCAUAAGGCGCAGGCGCAUACGUACAGAAACCCUUUCGACAUACAGAGGAGAGAUCUGCUAGAUCAGGUGGUCCGCAUGAGGGCGAACUUCCUUCAACCAUCGCUGGCACACACUCGCCUCGUGGACGAGGACAGCGUGCACUCUAUGCCGGUCGCGCAGAUGGGCAACUACCAGGAGUACCUGAAGCGGAUGACGCCACAGCUGCGCGAGAUCGAGUCGCAGCCGGUGCGCCAGCACAUGUUUGGCAACCCGUUCAAGAUAGACAAGCGAAUGAUGGUGGACGAGGCGGACGUUGACCCGGUGGGGGCGGCGGUCCGCAGCGGUGCGGGCGGUGCGGCGGGGAGUGGCAAAAGGGGCGCGGAGAGGCCUCCCGCCGCGCCGCCUAAAAGGAAGGCGGGGCCGAUACCGCUGCACGUGGUCGCGCGCCGCCCCUCCUCGCCCGUGCCGGCCGUCAUUACCCCGCCUUCACCUGCAGCGGUUCCUAUACCUGCGCCUGCGACGCCCCCGCCGCCUGUGGUUCAGCCAGUUCUCGCGCCGCUCUCGCCUGUGCUACGCCGACCGACGUCGCCGCUAGCGCCAGCGCCGCCGGACCUACCGCCACCGAGACCGCCCGAGGAGCCUCCGAUUGUGGACACGGGGGGCCCGGCGAUGGCGACACUGGGGGGACCCGUUGCGCCGCCACCUUCGCCGCCAGUGCUUGCCCCUACAAACCUUCCGCCUGUUAUUAAGCCUUUUCUCAAUGGAGAUGCGUAUACGACGAUGGGCAGCAAAAUGCCGCGUUCUCCCUCUCCACCAGAGGAACCUUUACCCCCUCCACCGCCUCUUCACGAUACGCAAGAGUUGCAGAUCAAUGCCAUAUUGCAAGGCAUCGCGGCAGAGAACAACUCUCACGCUAGACCCGCCAAGCGGAAAAGAAAGGAAUUGCAGAUCAACACUAUAUUGCAAGGUCUCGCGGCAGAGAACACCUCGGAGUCUAGGCCUACUAAGUGGAAAACAAAUAGCGAAAAACCACCGGCUAUGCCGAUUCCACUGCAGCCCACGCGGAAAGAGCUGGCUGAUAUCAAGAAGCACAACCUCGACGUACGCUCAGAAGUGUUCAGGGCGAUACGGAGACCGGGCAAAGAUUACACAAAAUUGUUCGAACAUUUAAAACAAUUGAAAGGUGGUGUGGAUAUUAAAAAGGAAGUGAUACGGGAAGUGAUAAACGAAUCGCUCAGGUUCAAACGCAAGGUUCUCGCGAACCUGCUAGAAGAAUUCUUGGCGGGACUCGAGAAGAACGGCAAUAGUUCUUCGUCAGUAGGAAUGAAGAGGAUGGCGAAUGCACUCUAUGCCAAUGCGCAUAACAACCACAGCUAGUGUAAGUGCGGACGUUAAUGUUGAUACGGAGAACUUUAAAAGCUCAAUUCGGUAACGUGUUUUAAUAUUUGUGUAAGGAAGGUGUUAAGUACUCCGCGAAAAUGUGACGUGUUUUAAUGAAUUGACAAAUAUGUAAUAAAUACUGUUUGUUUGUUUGUUUUACCUUAUGAGUAAUAUGUCGUCGAUCUUUUAGUAAACCAAAUGAGAUGAAUUAUUAUUUCUGUCCUGAUUUAUAAUGCCAAGUAGAGAAAUGUACUGAAAAAUAAAUCGAUCUCUCCUACAGAUGGGAAAAAAGACCAACAUCUUCUCACUCCUAAGUUUAUAAGGGAAUUUUCUGUGUCGUGCGUACGUACCUACGUCGUUACGUGCUACUGAUAUUUUUUUUCACUGCUUGAUUAUGUGAUGAAACCAUUGCCUAAUCAAUUAAUCAUCUUUGAAUUUUGCUUCUCUAAAGAUCUGAAGGAUGACAGGUACUUAUUUUACAAAUUAUAGUAAUGUAAAGUACAGUAAAGAUGAAGUUAAAGAUUUAAAAAGUCUACCUUAUUGUUUUCAUCUAAAUCAAAUAAAAUUAUUGUUCUGUGCAUUUUCCUACUUAUUGUAAAACAUUUUUUUAACAAGUUUAUUUGGACUGAAAUGAAGAUUCAUAAUCUAUAAAUUUAUGUCAUAACUAGAAAUUUAUAACAGAUGAAUUUAAUAUGACAUUACAGUUUGGUUACACAAUUGUUUACCUAUAUUGCUUGGGAAUUAUUUUAAAAGGGACCAUAGGAUGCAACGAACAUUAUUUUCAAAGUGGCUCGCAGUAUUGCCUCCAAAACUAGAUUUGAUUUGAAACUUGAGGAAUUUUUCUUUCCGUGUUAAAUAAUUAUUAAUAGGUUAUACUUACUAGACUGGACAUAUUUUAUUUACAUAUUGUGUUUAGUUGAUGACCCAAUUUUGUGACUCCGCCUGCAUUUAUGUUUAGAAAUAGCUUUUUAAAUAAGUUACGGAAGAAAUACUAUGUUGGUAGUAUGUAAUACACCAAUUGACUGCAUAAAUAUGUGUGUCUAUUUCCGAAAUAUAGUUUAUACACGUAACAACAAAAAAUAUUUGAAUAUUGACGUUCAAGCGAAAUUGGACUUUAAAAUUGACAAAUGUUAACUGUGUAAAUAACACGUGAUUAUUAAACCAUUUGAUACAACUAAAAUGUAUUUGGAAAUGCUUUUACAGCAUAAUAUUUACGUUUGAUCAUAUGUUUUUAAUGUUGUGGUAUUACAAUUAGUUUGGAUGUAUACCACACUCACAUAAAACUUUAGACUACAUGUCAAUCCAGCUAUCAAAUGGUGGCUUGUAGUAUAUACUCCAAAUUUUUUGGCGUUUUAUUCAAAUCAAUUCGGCUUCGUAAACGAUUUGAGAAUAAAUUAUUAAAUAUAUUUCUAAUAAAAGAAGGAAAACAACACAUUUUCGCGGUGAAAUUUUUUUACAACACAUGAUUCGAAAGGACUUGUUGUUAUUUGUAUUGAUCACUUGUUGCCAGUUAAUGGUUUCGUAGGAUUCAAAGUUGCAAUAUUUGUAUUUUAGCAGUAUGAAAUAUUAAUUUUAUGUCUCGAAUUGUCCAGUUUUACUAACGCCUUUACUAGACCUCAUUUGCACAUAACAUUAGCUUGAUUGAUGAUCUCAAGUAAUUGUAUCUCUGCACUAACAUUCAUUUUACCAAUAGAUUCAUACAUAAGUAAUUUAUAUUUUUUUUUGUCCUAUGAAAGAGGUCAGUCACCAUGAAACUAUUUUUUUCCCCAAAGCAUUUAUUUAAAAAUACAUUGAGUUUUGUUUUAUGUCUUUUAAUGAACAUGUUUCUUUUGUUUUUAUUGAUAAAUAGGCUACCAGUUUUUCUCGUCAUUUUGUUGUUCUGUGCAUUGUGCUAAAUGGAAAUGAAGCAAUACGAGAUUAAGGUGAUUUAGUAUGAAAUUUAGUCAUGUGUGCAAAAUGACAGUAAAAUUGAGUAUUUCAAAUGUGUAAAUAUCCAGUGUACAUAUUAGAUGUAGGUAUUAUUACCAAUGAGAAUGUAUGUGUAGGAUGCUACGAAGCAUCGUGAAACACGGCCGAUGGUGUGACCGAACACACGAAUAUGAUUUUAUUUUAAAAGUGUACUUAUUUGAGCGCUUUAAAUAUUAUAGUAAGUACUUGUGUGGGUUCUGUUGUUGUUGUUGUUGUUGAUGAGAUCUGUUUGAUUCUUCAUAUGGAGUCGAAUGGUUCGGCCACAUUAUCAGGCGUUUGGUCAAUUUGUAAAGUGUAUUAUAUCUUUUUUAAAUAAAUUAUGGUCCUUUUUGGAUUUUUAA